AUGGCCCACAAGCGCAAGCGAUCCGUCUCUGAGUUCUGUGCCUCUCCCUCAUCAGUCUCAUCCUUCGACUCUCCUCCUCGACUCGGCAACUCCAUUACCAGUCCUUUCGCGAUCAUGGCAUCGACGCCCAUUCACCUUCACAGUCGAACCAUGAAGCGAUUUCGCGAUAAUCGACCUUCAGAAGAGACAAUUCAUCAACGUACUCUCAACAUGCUGUACUCUGCGCAGAGCCAGCAUCAACACAUUGGACUUCCAUCUGAGAACAUACAAACACCACCUCAACCUACUCAACCUGAAUCAAACCAACAAUCUCUCCACCGGUUCUGGAACAUCUCUUCGGCGCCUUCAGCUCCGACAACCAACCUAAGCCAAACACAACUCACCCCCUCGAACUGCGACGAUUGCGGUGCUAGUCUCAACAGUGGUGAUGAUGGCAUGGAUAUCGAUGGUAUCGACAACGGGGAUCACUCGUGCGGUGCUUGUGGUAAGCAUGUUUGCUUCAGCUGCUCUGUGAGCAACCUUGGCGAACAGCGACGCUGUCUGCAGUGCGCUGGUCCAAACGAUCGACCUUCACGUGCAACAUGGAAUAAAGUUACUGCAUCAAUGUUUUGA
This is a messenger RNA of Fusarium musae, 612 nucleotides long. RefSeq lists its product as uncharacterized. The record is from RefSeq and is a predicted model, not a curated record. NCBI's taxonomy places the organism in Eukaryota, Fungi, Ascomycota, Sordariomycetes, Hypocreales, Nectriaceae. The transcript is spliced from 2 exons. The coding region runs from base 1 to 612 and encodes 203 amino acids.